Messenger RNA from Cucumis sativus (cucumber), 3755 nucleotides. RefSeq names its product pentatricopeptide repeat-containing protein At5g62370. NCBI's taxonomy places the organism in Eukaryota, Viridiplantae, Streptophyta, Magnoliopsida, Cucurbitales, Cucurbitaceae. The record is from RefSeq and is a predicted model, not a curated record. The transcript is spliced from 3 exons. Gene Ontology annotation, molecular function: protein binding. The coding region runs from base 258 to 2378 and encodes 706 amino acids.
CUAUUUUUGUUUUCUCUAUCCAUAUUUCUCCCACGUUGCUUAUUCAAUCUCCGGUCAAGACCUGCCGGAGUUUCUUCCAUGUACUCUUGUAUUCUCGUUCUCGUUCUCGUUCUCUUUCAGUUUCUGUUUUACUUAUUCCCUCAGACCCAUCAUUUGUACCGAAUGUUAGUGUUGCAAUUUCGUCCUGUUUUGACAGAAGAGUCUUCACCUUAUGCCUUCUUUCUGUUGCUUCUUGUCAAUAGCAUUCCGAUUUUGAAAUGAUACGGGGACGGCCGUCCUGUAAGUAUUAUCUUUCUAUGAACUUCAGAAACUUGGUUACCACUUGUACUGUCCCACUUGAUCCUCCAACUACUUCUAGUUUCUCUUCUGCAAGCGAACAUAAAAAUUUGUGCUUUUCCUUAGUGGAGCAGCUAAUUCGUCGUGGCUUCUUUUUUCAGGCGCAACAAGUGAUACAACGAAUUGUAACACAAUCUUCUUCAAUUUCUGAAGCUAUUUCGAUUGUUAAUUUUGCUGCUGAAUGGGGUUUGGAGCUUGAUUUGGCUACCCAUGGUUUGCUCUGCCGGCAACUUGUUUUCUCUAAACCCCAGUUGUCUGAAUUUCUGUACAAUAGGAAAUUUGUAGUUGGAGGUGCUGAGCCAGAUGUGUUACUUUUGGAUUCUAUGGUAAGCUGCUUUUGUAGGCUAGGAAAAUUUGAGGAGGCACUGAGCCAUUUUAAUCGACUCCUUUCGUUGAAUUAUGUCCCGAGUAAAGUUUCAUUUAAUGCUAUCUUUCGAGAGCUUUGUGCACAAGGAAGGGUUUUAGAGGCGUUUAACUAUUUUGUGAGAGUCAAUGGAGCUGGUAUUUACUUGGGGUGUUGGUGUUUUAAUGUCUUGAUGGAUGGGCUAUGCAAUCAGGGGUUUAUGGGGGAAGCUCUUGAAUUGUUUGAUAUAAUGCAAAGCACGAAUGGUUAUCCUCCUACAUUGCAUUUGUUUAAGACAUUGUUUUAUGGCCUUUGUAAGAGUGGAUGGUUAGUGGAGGCAGAGUUGUUGAUCAGAGAAAUGGAGUUCCGAAGUCUAUAUCCUGACAAGACGAUGUAUACUUCUUUAAUUCAUGGAUAUUGCAGAGAUAGGAAAAUGAAAAUGGCAAUGCAAGCCUUGUUUAGAAUGGUAAAAAUAGGCUGUAAGCCGGAUACUUUUACAUUAAAUUCAUUGAUCCAUGGGUUUGUGAAACUGGGUCUAGUUGAGAAGGGUUGGUUAGUAUAUAAGCUUAUGGAAGACUGGGGAAUCCAACCUGAUGUGGUAACUUUUCACAUCAUGAUCGGUAAGUAUUGUCAGGAAGGGAAGGUUGACUCUGCAUUAAUGAUUUUGAAUAGUAUGGUCAGCUCCAACUUAUCUCCUAGUGUUCAUUGUUAUACAGUUUUGAGUAGUGCACUUUACAGGAAUGGUAGGUUAGAAGAAGUCGAUGGAUUGUUUAAAGGUAUGUUGGACAAUGGAAUCAUACCUGAUCAUGUGUUGUUUUUAACACUUAUGAAGAUGUAUCCAAAGGGACAUGAACUUCAGCUUGCUUUAAAUAUUUUAGAGACAAUUGUAAAGAAUGGGUGUGGGUGUGAUCCUUCUGUAAUCUUAGCCAGUGCAGAGUGGCAAACAUCAAGCAAUCUGGAGCAAAAAUUUGAAAUAGUUCUGAAAGAAAUAUCCAUUAGCGACUUGAAUCUAGCAGGUGUGGCAUUUAGUAUUGUGAUUAGUGCUUUAUGUGAGACAGAAAAUUUUUGUUAUGCUUUGGAUUACUUGCAUAAUAUGGUAAGCCUAGGAUGCAAGCCUCUGCUCUUUACUUACAAUUCCUUGAUUAGGCGUCUUUGCAAGGAGAGGCUUUUUGAGGAUGCUAUGUCUCUAAUCGAUCACAUGAAGGACUACAGUUUGUUUCCGAAUACCACAACAUAUCUGAUUAUCGUAAACGAAUACUGUAGGCAGGGUAAUGUUACAGCAGCAUACCAUAUUCUAAGGAAAAUGAGACAGGUGGGAUUGAAACCAAGUGUUGCUAUUUAUGAUUCAAUAAUCAGGUGUUUAAGUAGGGAAAAGAGAAUUUGUGAAGCAGAAGUUGUUUUCAAGAUGAUGCUUGAGGCUGGUAUGGAUCCUGAUAAGAAGUUCUAUUUGACGAUGAUUAAAGGCUAUAGUAAAAAUGGAAGGAUUCUUGAAGCAUGUGAAUUGUUUGAGCAAAUGGUUGAGAAUUCUAUUCCACCAAGCUCUCAUAUUUAUACAGCGCUGAUUCGUGGCUUGGGUAUGAAAAAUAUGACUGAUAAGGGAUGUUUAUAUCUGGGCAAGAUGUCAAGAAAUGGGUUUUUACCUAAUGUUGUAUUGUAUUCCACACUUAUGAACCAUUACCUAAGGGUAGGAGAGGUUUAAUAUGCCUUUCAAUUAGUUGAUUUGAUGGAAAGGAGCCACAUUAAACCCGAUGUUAUCUUCUAUAUCACAUUGGUCAGUGGUGUUUGCAAAAAUUCAAGUGUGAAAAAAAUGGUGCAUGCUAGGGAAAGAUAAUGAAAAGGCAAAAUUUGCGUGGUUUCAUCCGCUCCAUGAAAUAGUUAUUGUUCCCAAGGAUAAUAAUAAGAUAGUUUCCACAAAUUUUACCAAGGAAAUGAAAUCCUUAGCAUUAAAACUUCUUCAGAAGGUUUAAGAUGUAGGCAUUAUGCCUAACCUGCAUAUGUGGACAUUUUAAGACAGAUAGGAUGUUGGAUGAGAAUUAGCACUUGGAAUUGAUGCAAAAAGAAGGGUUGCGUCCAAUCCAUUUACUUUCACGAUACUUAUGGACGGGCAUAUUCUUGUGGGCAAUGUUAACUCUAUUAUUGGGUUGUUUAAUAAGAUGCAUGUAGAUGGUUGCAUUUCAGAUAAAGUUGCAAACACCUUUCUGAAAGGCCUUUCGAAAGGAGGGAGACUUUCUGAUGGAUUAUCACUCACAUACAAUGCGUAAAAGAAGAGGAAGAUUGAAGACAACUUUUUCUUCUAGAGUCCAGGAGUGAAUGGGACCUCUGUGUCUGGCAACCACGACUGUCCUGCAAUGAAAUUUUGGACGGUGAACUCUGAUGCCUCUGUUAAAUUGGUUAUAACAUGGUAACCUUUCCACUUCACUCGCUGGCUAAUUGGUGACCCAGGACCAAUGUUGUUAUAUUCUCCAUAAUAUAACGUAUUCAACGCAAAGUCACCAUCCCACUCCAACCAACCUGCUGGAUCAACCAAACUAUCAAUGUCAUCUGUGGCCAUGACUCGUGAAUUGUGGAUUGAAAUGCCAGUAUUUUGAUUUGGAUCUGUCCGUCCUUGAGCAGUGACUGCGUUCUUCUGACCAUUCAUUGGCUUCCUUGCAUAAAUCAUGCAAUUCUGUAGAACAACUGCAGCAUUGCCAAAUAUAAAAUCUACAGUGCCGUAAAUAUAACACUCCUUAUAGAAUUGUCUUUGUGAAUGGACAUAAAGGGUGUCUUGAUACCCUUCAAAGGCACAACGGUAGAAAACAGAAAGAUCUGCGCCAGAUCGGAGUGCAACUGCUUGAUGGUUCUCAGGACCAGCGGUAUUCCGGAAUGUGAUGCCGCGAGCUAUAAAUCCUUCACCAGUCACCGCUGAUUGUCACGGAAUACAAACAAGUAUUUCUCGUUAUUUGAUUUCACAAUGCUGUUUUAGGAAUGUAUAUAAAAAAUAAAAAUGUAUACAAGUAUUUGACUUUUGACAGCUAUAUAAUGUAUAGUAUGAAAUUCAUAUGAUGAAAUGCGGUAUAUACACAUUGCCAUUUUUAUA